AAGCAACAAAGUUCCGCAGCGCACUCACAACCAGUUGAGUUUAGGGCCGUAAAUACUACGAGUACGUGCGGAUACGGAAUACGUCGUUUGCAGCACGGGCCUGAAGCCGUUUAUUACGUAUACGCACCGCGUGCCGCCGCCUGGCAAACUUUAAUAUUUUCCAUUAGUGUCACAAGGCAAAUAUGAAGCCGAAAUGUAAAUGAAAAUGAGCGGGCCAGUCUAGAAGCGCAAAAAAGAUAACAGCUGGGCACACAGCCGUAGUUGGGUGAAAUCAAUGGCGAUAAGGCGUCAAAUACUUGACAAAAAGAAUGGCAAAAUAGAAAUGGCAAGUGCUUAAAGUGAACUGAAAUAUAAAAAAAGUAUCAAAUCAAAUAAAGAAAGCCCAAAGCUAUACAAUAACAAUAAACCCAAACUAUUAUUCAACGAAAAAUAAAUACAAAUAAAUAAAAAGCAAGAGAAAAUACAAAAAAUAGCAAAGACCAAUAUCAAUAAAGGGAAAACACAAAAAAGUAAAAGCAGCAAAAAUCAGCGGAAAAAUAUGUGAAUAGGCAACCAGCAAAUCAAACGGAAUAUAAAGGAAAUUGUAAUUCUUUGGCACUUCACUAUUUUUUGCCCAUUCACGUGAUAAGGAAAUGGUAAAAGACCUCAGAUAGACAUAUAGAUUGCAUGACCAUUUUCAAGAGGUGGAGACAUAUUUCUCGAUUUCGAUUUCGAUUUAAUGUGAGUGCCGGGCGAGCAAAUACAAAUAAACAAACAAAUCAAGCACAAUAGAGUUCUCUUACAUUCCGUUGCGAUUCACACUGCUCCAGUACGGCGCGUUUGGCGUACGGAAAAUGCAACACAAAUAUUAGCAAUGCCAUAAAACAAUAAACCCGAACGUAUUAAUUGCAAUCUUGUGAUAGUGAAAAUAUGGAAACGAAAAGCCAAGCGAAAAGGCAAAAAAAAACAAACAGGAGGUAUCUUAACAGCAAAUUAGCAAAGGGACAAAACUGAAUAAGUAAAGAGGUUACAACGAAAAGUUUCGGAGAAGCGAGCUUCGGCAAACAUCGACAGCUGGGAAAAGCAAAUCAUAAGUAAACACUGAGGACAGGACCAGACAACCGCGCAGGACGAGGGAUAAACGUGGUAGUUGCCAUGAGAGCAGCCUCGGGUGUUGACCAGGAGUGAAAGGAUCUGGGAAAAGUGUACCGCAGCAGCAGCAGCAAUAGCAGCAACAGCAGCAGCAAAGCGCAACAGCUGCUGCAGCAAUCCAAACAGCUGCUGCAGCUAAGAGCAACGUGCAACUGGCAACAACGAGGGCAACAAUAAGAGCCGCCAGAGACAACACCCGCAAUCAAAUCAAAUUCAAAGAUGCAAAUUGCAAUUUGCAUACAAAUGCAUGCGCACCAGACGAGCAACAUCACAACCACAAACAGCAACAGCAGCACAAAUAACAAAAGCCUCGCAAAUUGUUGUCAAAUGCUAUAAAAUUGAACGGAACAACUCUGGAGCACACUUGCAAACAUAUCAUUGAGCGGGUGUAGGGUUCAAGUCAACAAAUCAACAUGAUCAAGGGCAUUCUGAUACAGCGCAAGAGCCAGGAGGAUGCCAGCUACACCAAGCAGCUCAAGAUGGAGCACGCCGAUCUGGUGGCCGAGAUGCAGACCGUGGAGAGCCUGCCCACCCACGAGCGGCUCCAGCUGGCCAGACUACGUCGUGCCCAGCAGCUGAAGCUCUCCAGGCAGAAGGACAAGGAGUGGGCCAAGUUGCAGCGGGCGAAGGGCAACACGGCGAGCGGCGGCAGCGGAACCGGAUCCGGAUCACUGGGCAACGGACUGAUGAACGGCAACGGAGAUACCACGCACCACUUCCGGCACGCCAAUGGAUCGGGCACGUUGAGCGGCAGGCGGCACAUAUCCUUCGAGAACAGCGUGGUGCUGCUCGAGGCCGCAUCCCGGAACGAUAUGCCCGAGGUUGCGGCUCUGCUGCAGCACGGAAUCACGCCGGAUGCCGCCAACGAGGACGGACUGACGGCGAUGCAUCAGGCGUGCAUUGAUAACAACGUCGAGAUGCUGCAGCUGCUGCUGGAGUACGGUGCGAAUGUGGAUGCGCAGGACAGUGAUAAGUGGACGCCCCUUCAUGCGGCCGCCACCUGCGGCCACCUCGACCUCGUCCGCAUCCUCAUCCGGCACGGCGCCAAUCUGCUGGCGGUCAACACCGACGGCAACAUGCCCUACGACCUGUGCGACGACGAGAACACAUUGGACUUCAUCGAGGGCGAGAUGGCUCAGCGUGGCGUGACCCAGGAGCUCAUCGAUGAGACGCGCUCCUCCACGGAGCGGAUUAUGCUGCGCGACCUAAUGGAGUUGGCUCGCACAGGAGGUGACUUGGAGGAGCCGGACUACCAGUGCGCAACUCCGCUUCACAUAGCUGCGGCCAACGGAUACGUCCGCGUCGUGGAGUUUUUGCUGGAGCAGCAUGUCAACGUGGAUGCCAUGGACAAGGAUCUGUGGACCCCGGUUCAUGCCGCCGCUUGCUGGGGUCAUUUGGAGGUGCUGGAGAUGCUGGCACAAUGUGGUGCUGAUCUGAAUGUUCGCAACAAGGACGAUGAGACUCCUUCAGACAUCUGUGAAGACCCCGAGAUCAGGGAGCGCAUCGAGCAGCUGAAGACGGAGCAGGAGAGCAAACGACUGGCCGAGGCACAGCGACGACGCGUUCGACGCUCGCAGAGCAACAACACAAGAGCCCAAUCAGUGCGACGCACCAGUUUGCGAGACAAAACGCUGACAACCAAAAAGGAUGCCGUCGAGGAGACGCGUCUGCGUCUGCAGGCGCAGGAGGCGACGGACUCGGAGGCUCCCUCCUCGGGAGGGGAUCCGCUGACCAAUGGCUAUGGUUACGGAAACAACAACGGCGAGAAGCGACCCUCGACGGGCAGUUCGAAUGGCCAACCACUGCCGCACUCCAAGUCCGCCGAUGCGCUGGACAAUGCCAUGAUGGCAUCCUCCGCCGCAUUGUCGGCCACCGCCACACAUUCCUAUCCGUCGCGCCGUCCACCGGAUGGCCGGGAAAACGAUGAGCUGCUCCGCCUGAAAGCCGCCGGUGGCGCGGCAGAGAUGCAGCGAGCUACCUCGGCGGCGGCCGUCAUCCUCACCGAAAAGGGAACGGCGGCCAGUGCCGAGGCCGUUCAGAUCCAGUCGUCGAAGGAGGCUGCCAACGGCAAAAUCAAUGUCCAGGUCACCGUCCUCGUGGACACCAAUAGCACGCACCACCAUCAGCAACAUCAACAGCAGCAGCAGCAUCAGCAACACCACCAGCAGCAACACGUGCUGCUGUUGCAGCAACACCAGCAGCUUCAGCAGCAUCAGCAGCAGCCGCAGCAGCAACAGCAGCAGCAGCAUGUUGCCUUGGAUGGCUACGGUGCCACAUUGGCCAACUUGAAGAAGCAGCGCUCGCUUUCACGCACCGCCAAUGUCCUCAAUACUUUCGAAUUGUCAUCCCAAGCAACUAGCAAUGCCCAUCCAAUUGCAGCAGCAGCUAGUGCCACACCAACUAAUGGUUCUGUUUUAGGAGCCGGCGGCAGCAGCAACAACAACAAUAACCUAAGCACCAGCAACAACAACAACAACGGAUCAGCACCGAUCUCGACGCAACCAACGCUGGGUCACAUGGGACACAUGGGUCCGGGCAGCGUACUAUCCGACUUCGAGGGCUCCUCACCGGCGGGCAGUUCGCUGAACAAGUUCAGCGGCAUCACUGGCGACGUGGUCACCGAUAGCACCAGUUCCAGUCGUAGGUGCUGCCUCCUGAUGUAGAAGGGCAUUGUAUUUGAGCAGCCAGAAUUGUUAGAGGGAUAGACCAUUUGUUAAAUGGCAAGAAAAAAGUGUCUUUUUAUUAGAUUAGCCGAAUUCAGUGAGUGAAUUGUUGAAUGUUGAUUACACAAAUGCAUGUUGGUUUUGAGCAUGGGGUUCAAUUCUGUGAGCUCCUAGAAACGGCUGAAAGUCGUUGCAUUUUCCUAGCAGACACAACAAAACACUAAAGACACACAACCAAUUAUACGAAACAAAUUUAUACAAAUAUACAACCAUAUGUAUACAUUUUAAUGAACAUAAAAAGAAUUACAUAUAAAAUAAUUGUGAGCAGUUUACCUUAGUCGAUAUACAUAUAAAAACUAAAUCAAAACGGAAACGGAAAAACAUCAAAAAAUAUUUAUAUAGCAAUGCUAAGAACCUAACUUAAUAGAUUUGCUUGGAGUGCAUUAGGAAUAUCUGUGUUUCCGUGUGUGAGUGUUAAAACCGAACAGGCAAAGUAUUAUGCAGCAAGUAAAUAUUUAACUAAAUAUAUAGUUAUAGUACGAUAGCGAAAUUGUAGUUAAACCGUGACAGCGAAGAAAAGCAAAGCAAUGAGACAAAAUGCAUAGCACUCAAGCAAUUUUCCAUAUAAGUGUCUAAAUGUUUGAAUUGAAAAGAAUUGAAAGAAUUGCUUAUGCCAGACAGCAUAGAGAUUUAUUUUGUAAUGCAACUACUUUGCUCUGCGUUAUGUAAGUUGCGUUUUGUUGAGAGGUACAAGAAUAUAUGUAUUAUUUAUGUAGCAACUGUCUUUGUAUAUAUACCUACACAAUUCCAAAAGAUGCAAAACAACGCGCAAUUAGCAAAUGAGACUUUUUCGAUGAAUGUCAAGGCAUUAGCUGAACGU
Drosophila teissieri is the source of this 4674-nucleotide messenger RNA. RefSeq names its product protein phosphatase 1 regulatory subunit 16A (gene MYPT-75D). The transcript has 9 exons. NCBI's taxonomy places the organism in Eukaryota, Metazoa, Arthropoda, Insecta, Diptera, Drosophilidae. Gene Ontology annotation, cellular component: cytoplasm. Bases 1545 to 3794 code for a protein of 749 amino acids. The record is from RefSeq and is a predicted model, not a curated record. Gene Ontology annotation, molecular function: phosphatase regulator activity; protein binding; enzyme inhibitor activity.